Mitosporidium daphniae is the source of this 636-nucleotide messenger RNA. RefSeq lists its product as uncharacterized. Bases 1 to 636 code for a protein of 211 amino acids. The transcript is spliced from 2 exons. The record is from RefSeq and is a predicted model, not a curated record. NCBI's taxonomy places the organism in Eukaryota, Fungi, Microsporidia.
AUGGCAACCAAAACGCUCUUUAUUCUAUUUUAUGUGAUUACCGUUGUGGGUUCGUCUUCUUCUUGUUCUUCAAGCGUUUCGAGCAAUGGAGUCUCGAGAGAAACCCUCAUCGAUAUGAUACGAAAAUUGGUUACAUAUAAUGAACGCGACCCAAGAUUAGAUUACCUUAUUCCAGAUGUCAUCUUCACUAUCAAGGCCAAACGAUCUCCCAGAGAAGAAAUCGAAGGUCCCAAUCCAGAACUGUUUCUUGGUUCUGGCAAAUAUGGUGGUGUUUAUCUGGCCCAAUCUAAGAGAGAUUCCAAUCAGGAUGGAAGCGUACACUUGAUCGACUUUGGCCUGGCCCAGCAAAUUAUUUCCGAAUUUUCUAGUGAUACCGAAGAUUCUGAUUUUAUGUUCACAGACUCAUGUUCGGAUGAGAGACGGGCAGCAGAGCUAUGUCUCUCGAUAGUUAAGAAAGCUCCAUCUAUAUCCAAGAAAAUGCUUGCUCCAACCCACCCGCCGCUAUCUGCUCUUCGUUUUGUUUGCGAAAGUAUCCGAGCAAAAAAGAUCACCAUACACCAAGCGUUGAAGGAUCCGGUCUUUAAUACGAUCAAAGAGGCUCCCCAAUUAAGAUCAAAUCUGCCAAAAGUCUUUUAA